AUGUCCAGCAAUGGCAGGAGAAUGGGCCUAGCUGUAGCUUUCUAUGCGGCCGUAAUGACGAUCAUUGCAGUUGUCGCGGACAGGAACAGCUCGUCAACUUUAUCUCACCCGACCAAGUCGGGGAUCAGGAAUUGGGUCGACCCGAGCACCCCCGAGGACCGACAAGUUUUUAUCAACUCGCGAGGUCGAAAAUGGGACCUCGUCAUGAGUGACGAGUUCAACGUGGCCAACCGCAGCUUUCGUCCAGGUGACGAUCACUUGUGGACUUCUCUGGAUAAACCUGAUGGUGUGAAUGGUGCCUUGGAAGUCUACGCUCACGAUAUGACUUCGACCAAGUGCGAGGGUGACACGUGCUACUUUUACAUAAAGGUGACGGAUGACCCCAAGAGCAUCUCGGUCUACAAUAUGUACAAGAGUCCUCCCGAGUUUCAAGAAGUCAAGUUUCACUAUCGUGCUGCAAUGGUGCAGAGCUGGAACAAGUUUUGCUACCAAGGAGGUAUGCUGGAGGUACGGGCUCAGCUCCCCGGGGCAGUGUCUGACAAGUCGGGUAACCCGGAUUUGGCAUUAGGCAAGUCUGGUAAAGUGGCUACGAAGGAGUACUAUCCGACGUGGCCUGGCAUCUGGAUGUUGGGUAAUCUCGGGCGUGCGAUCUUCUCGGCUUCGACAAACCGCAUGUGGCCGUUUUCCUACGACAAGUGCGAGCCAGACGUGUUCAACCCCGACAACCAGCGCAUAAGUGCUUGUGAUGACAAUCCUGGAUAUGGUCUCAAUCCAAAUCAAGGCCGUGGAGCGCCUGAAAUCGAUUUACUGGAAGGGGGUGGCCUGGGUAUCUCCUCCUCACUGCAGAUCGCUCCGGGCAUGCCAGCAGACUUUCGUCUGUUCCCUGCUGAUGCUGGGGGGGCUGAUGCCGCCAAACCAUUCUGUGUGUACACGUAUGACUGCAAGACGAAAGGUGCAAACAUCAUCGACGUACCCACUGCCUACUUUGCUAAAACGCGCAAGCACAAGUCAUGGUACCAGGGCCUUCGCUACGGUGCCAACAACGAGUGCCAGCCAGAUGCCAGCGCGAAGCAGGACUUUAUGACUGUGAACAAAUCGAUCACCAGCGGGAUCACUGACAACACGUGCACGGCCGACACAUGUCCGGCAUCCCUGGAUGUAAAUGGCGACUUGGGUAUCAUCGAUGGCAGGGGUAAGGAUCACUGGGGGAUCAAUACAAACGGCACGUGCUAUCCCAUCAUGAACUCGUACAUGGGGUCCUACCUGUGUGAUCCGGACAACACGAACAAAAUGUGCAAGGUUCCUCGCAACGCCAGCACGCCCAAGUCAAACAUCAUGAGCCCCUUCAAUUAUCAGAUGGAUGCUAUCUCGACAAACUGGCCGAUUCAUUUAGGCGGCUACCUCGACUAUCUCGUUUACCAAGUGGAGUGGGUAACAGGUGAGAAUGGCUACGUGCGAUGGAUGUUAGACGGGAGUCCUCUCUACGAAGUCACGACUGAAAGCUUCACGAAUGUCCCGCAAAACCCCGACAAGACAAACCCAGCUAAAGUGAUGCUCGAAGAGCCCAUGUACAUCAUUAUGAACGUGGCGCUCUCGAGUUCAUGGAGUGCGUCGCCUCCUAACCCCAGCGGUGAAUGCCGAGGCGACGGGAGUGACCUGGCAAACCGAAUCUGUGACGAGUUUCCUAUGUACCUGAAGGUCGACUACGUUCGGCUGUAUCAGGAUUUGGGUGACGACCUUCCUGAAGACAGCCUCAUGCAGGUUGGUUGUGACCCGAAGAGUCACCCGACUCGGGAAUGGAUUGAGGGCCACAUUGACGAGUACUCGGACCUUGAUAAUCCGGUCAAGACUGUGUAUGGUAAAGCAUUCUGCAAGACAAACGACGAUUGUACUAUUGGCAAUGAGGCUGGUUCGCCAACUUUACGGACUGGAACUUGCGUCAAAUCUCGCUGUGAAUGUUCGUCGCAAUCGUGGAGCGGUCCACGCUGCACCGAGGCGAUGUCCGACACCUUCGAGAAGUCAAGCAGUCUGAGAAAACGCGUGUAUGGUCCACCCAUGGGGUUGUCGAUGGGCGUAGGGAGCAUUAUUAUCUUACUGUCCAUUGCGUCUGUCUGGUCCGCUGCCAUCGUGACGGCAAACGAAGCAAAGAAGGCGCAAAAGACCAAGCAGGCCGAGUUCGAAAUGGGGCUACCGGACUCGCAGUUUCCAAGCGGAGACCUCAGUUUGAGUGUAUCUAGUCAACUGAAGGACAACUACAAGCAGAACUUUGUGUGA
Messenger RNA from Peronospora matthiolae, 2274 nucleotides. NCBI's taxonomy places the organism in Eukaryota, Oomycota, Peronosporomycetes, Peronosporales, Peronosporaceae. The record is from the annotation of a GenBank genome assembly.